AUACGUAUUCCUAGAUGUAAUCUGCUACAACCAUAAUUAAACCCUCAAUAUGUCACAAAGAGUUUACUUCUUGGCUCAUGGCCGAGUCCAAGGCGUAAGCUACCGAUAUUUCGCCCAUAAGAAGGCAGCAGAGCACAGCAUCACCGGGUGGUGCCGAAAUACCGAGAAUGGCAAAGUCGAAGGCGAGGCCCAAGGAGAAGAAGACUCCAUCAAGUCGUUUCUGAAGGAACUCGACAGAGGCCCGACUCAUGCUCAUGUUGUACGACUCGACAAAGAAUCCCGUGAUGUGCAAGAAGGGGAGUCCCGCUUCGAGGUCCGGAGAUAAGGGAUGAGACCAAACAUAGAGUAUCCUACAUAUAACCUCGACGAAGCCGCAACGUGAAGGGGUAUAAGCUGUAUUCGU
Annulohypoxylon maeteangense is the source of this 403-nucleotide messenger RNA. RefSeq names its product Acylphosphatase. Lineage: Eukaryota; Fungi; Ascomycota; Sordariomycetes; Xylariales; Hypoxylaceae. The coding region runs from base 50 to 325 and encodes 91 amino acids. Gene Ontology annotation, molecular function: acylphosphatase activity. The transcript is spliced from 4 exons. The record is from RefSeq and is a predicted model, not a curated record.